AUGUCCUCCACCGUCGAUAUUGUCACUAUUGGCAAUUACAAGGAGAAGCUGCCGAGAUGGGAUCCCAACAGCAAAAACCACCGCUAUGCCCUGGUUGACAUGGGAAGCAAUGGCAUUCGGUUCUCUGUCUCGGAUCUCUGCCCUCCUCGGGCCCGCCUGCUCAAGUGUCUCUACCGAGAAAGGGCGGCCAUCUCGUUGUUCGAUGCCCUGAACCGGCCAUCAACAUCGGCACAUGGCGACCAUCCCUUGGUCUUCCCCGAUGCGACAAUCAAGCAAGUCUCGCAGACACUGGCACGCUUCAGGUCUAUUGCUGUCGACAGCUAUGAUGUGCCUCCCAGUCAGCUGAUCGUCUUUGCGACAGAAGCCAUGCGCCGGGCCGAGAAUGCCGCGUCUAUGCUCGAGGCGAUACGUGCCGAGGCUCCCGAUCUGAGCGUGCAUAUCCUUUCGCCUCAAGUCGAGACCCUCUUUGGAGCCGUGGGGGCUCGGUCAAGCUUUGUUGAUGUGAAGGGCUUGAUUCUCGAUCUCGGCGGCGGUAGUGUUCAGAUGACGUGGAUGGACACGUCUGGUACUUCUGGGCAUCAACAGGACCAGGGACAGCCUCUCCCUGAGGUGGAAGCAGCGGUUGCGGGACAGAGUCUGCCGUUUGGAGCUGCUCGCCUCAUCAAGAUUCUCGAUACCGCCCACGUCGAUGUGCAGACGUCCGAAAAAGCCAAGCUCCAAGAUGGCAUGGCUAAGGCUUUUCAGACACUGUGCGCCAAGUUUCCUACCCUCGCCCAGCUUGCUGCUGAGGCGAGGGGGAAGGAGGCGGGGAUCGAUAUCUUCCUCUGCGGCGGAGGGUUCCGGGGUUACGGAAGCAUGAUCAUGCACAAGAAUCCCAUCCAGCCCUAUCCGAUCCCAUCAAUCGGAUCAUACACGGCCUCUGGACAGCUCUUCAACAAAACCAAGGAGAUGCUUCAAGUCAACAAGUCUUUUGAAGGCAAAAUCUUUGGCAUGUCAAAACGCAGACGUGCCCAGUUUCCAGCCAUUGUCACUGUUGUUGAAGCUCUCAUUGCAGCAGUGCCCCCUAUACGUUCAGCAACGUUCUGCUCAGGGGGCAACCGGGAGGGUGCGUUGCUGAUGAUGCUACCUCGGGAAAUCAGGAACAGCAAUCCUUUGUCACUUCCAGAUGACAUUGAGAGCUCAAUUCCUUCGGGUCCAGCACAAGGUGGCACAACCCUACAAGCCCUCCUCAGCACCUUGCACUCGGCAUUUCCGCCCGGUUUCGACUUGACCAGCGUAGCCAGCGUCUUCAGUCUGCAGCUUGGUCCCCUUUACGCCAGCCACAUUUGGUGUCGAAUGGGCGAGAGUGAUGCUGCCAACGCGUCUUCUGCUCUCCACGAUGCCAUCAACCAUCCUGACUCGCCGGGUCUGACGCAUCUGGCUCGCGCGGUUUUGGCUGUGACUCUCUGCGCACGCUGGGGCGCAAACCUGUGCCCUAUCGAUCAACAGCUCCAGCGGAAUCUUCGCGAGCUUGUCGAUGCGGCAGAUCCGAACGCUGGUUUCUGGGCAGACUAUACGGGGGCUGUAACAGCAGCACUGGCAACAGUCAUUCCAGCGUGGCCCAAGUCUAAUGAGGCCAUCAGGGACAAGAUCUCGUUCCGUUCCAGCGCUGAGCAGGGGAAGAAGUACAAGUUACAUCUCGAGAUCACCAUCAGCAAAGAGGCCUCGAGAGGUCUCGAUUUUGACGACUUGAGGGAGUUGUUCAAGAAGGUCGGGAAGCAUGGUGACGAAAAGAAGAAGGUUAUCGUCACAGUCAAUGUACUUGCUUGA
Messenger RNA from Podospora anserina S mat+, 1809 nucleotides. RefSeq lists its product as uncharacterized. The coding region runs from base 1 to 1809 and encodes 602 amino acids. The record is from RefSeq and is a predicted model, not a curated record. Gene Ontology annotation, biological process: regulation of transcription by RNA polymerase II. NCBI's taxonomy places the organism in Eukaryota, Fungi, Ascomycota, Sordariomycetes, Sordariales, Podosporaceae. The transcript has 2 exons.